This is a messenger RNA of Penicillium odoratum, 1623 nucleotides long. RefSeq names its product pH-signaling protein PalC. Gene Ontology annotation, cellular component: plasma membrane. Gene Ontology annotation, biological process: cellular response to pH. NCBI's taxonomy places the organism in Eukaryota, Fungi, Ascomycota, Eurotiomycetes, Eurotiales, Aspergillaceae. The record is from RefSeq and is a predicted model, not a curated record. The coding region runs from base 1 to 1623 and encodes 540 amino acids. The transcript is spliced from 2 exons.
AUGGUGUACGCCUUCAGCCUUCCAACCACCUCUCCUCUCUCGUUUCAAACAUUCAUAUCAUCAUCAACACAUCCCUCUCUUCCACAAUCCGCAUCUACUUCCCGUCAUGCUCUUCGCCUCGCCUUAAAGGCCCACAAGCGCCUACCCCGCGGCGCCCGACAAGAUGCCCACCUUCCAACCGUCCUCUCCGCACUACAAGACUAUCUCCCCUAUCUCUCUGCAAUCUCGCACGGUCUACGUGGUCAAUCUAUCAAAACAAAUUCUCUCCCCGGCAGCCACUAUGCAAGCUAUAAUACCUCCGAGAACCAACCACGCGCCAGCGAAGAGAUCGAGAUAACACUACGCGCCGAGAUCGAAUCUGCCUGGAAACCCACACUGUCAACCGGCAACACAUUAAACCUGAACUCUUCAGCGGGUAUCAAAUCCAACGGAAAAGGGGUCCGAGCCCGCGGAGGCCGUACCUCAGGCAAAGGCAUCAACUUCGAAAUCGCAUUCACGCUCACAACACUCGGCUACGUGCUGAGCCGACUUGCACGAGCGAGCGUCGUUCAAUCAGUAUAUGCACCUGUGACUCAAACCCCCGAGCAACGCACUGCGGCAGUGCAGACCGCCACACGGCACUUACUACAAGCUAGCUCGGUACACGGGCUUCUGGCCUCUUCGCCUUCUUUUUCCGUCGCGAAUUCCGGAUCUACAUCUGUGUCGGAUAUAGAGACAACGACCCAAUCCGCGCUGGCUUCACUUGCGCUCGCAGAGGCUACACUCCUCGCUGUGCUUAAAGAUGAUGCAUACGUCGCGGCGUGUAUCCAGGCGCGCAAUCCUAAUGAUCGGGAAUGGAUGGUGAAAGCGCCUGAUAUCCCAAAGGUGCGUGCUUUACUGUUUGCGCGCUUAUGCGUGCGCGCUGCCGAGUACGCGGAGCAGGCUGCUGCGGGACUUGGAAGUGUUGGCUCGGACAAAGGUAGUCGUCUCGAUGAUGAGAUUACGCGGUAUGCAGGUGUUCUGGGCCGUGUUGCUCGUGCACGAGCUUGUCGGUUCUUUGGAAUCGAUGCUGAGCUUGCAGGGAAAUGCGGUGAGGGUAUUGCAUGGCUGCGAGCUGCCCGCACACAGCUUGGGUUGCGCGGCACGGGUUCGGCUGGAUCUGAUGAUCCCAGUGGAGCACCGGCCACGUCCAAGAGUGGAUUUUCCCGUUUGAAGCGGGAGUGGACCGAGCGUCGAGAGGAGAAGAAGAUUGGCAAAGAUGCUGGGGGUGGGCGUAGUGAGAAGGGUCUUCUGGAACCGGGAGAUGAUGCAGGGCGCGAUGAAGAGGGUCGGGUGAUUACCAUGUUGGAGACGAAGUGGGUGCGCAUGAAUGAUACUAUUAAUACUCAAGCCAUUCCACCAUCCGCACCGUUGUUGUCUAAUCUACCAUCCGGUCGAGAUAUACACACCCCGCCAGCAGCAUAUAACCUUCCUUCAAUGGAUGCAGACCAGCUGAUUCUCAUGCGGGCUCCACCGAACGAGGACGAGAAUAUCUCCUUCGCGGAUGACCCUGAUGAUAGCGACGAGGAUUUUUCCCCCGAGACUCGAGGGACACCAGGAGGAUUCCCAGAUCGCAGUGACACAGCUUCGACUGCGUAUUAUUGA